Molecule: messenger RNA, 5329 nt
Organism: Marmota monax (woodchuck)
Lineage: Eukaryota; Metazoa; Chordata; Mammalia; Rodentia; Sciuridae
Gene: Arnt
Product: aryl hydrocarbon receptor nuclear translocator
Exons: 22
Coding region: 139-2511 (790 amino acids)
Biological process (GO): regulation of transcription by RNA polymerase II
Cellular component (GO): aryl hydrocarbon receptor complex; transcription regulator complex; nucleus
Molecular function (GO): protein dimerization activity; RNA polymerase II cis-regulatory region sequence-specific DNA binding; DNA-binding transcription factor activity, RNA polymerase II-specific
Source: RefSeq, a predicted model, not a curated record
GGGUUCCGCGGUAGCGGUGGCGGCAGGGGGGCGCCGCUUCUGGGGAGUGGCUCUUCUCUCCCCUCCCUCCUCCGGCUCGGUGGCGACAGCUCCUCCCACUAGGGGGGUGGGUGGCGCGGCGGCGGUGGCAUCUAGGCCAUGGCGGCUACUACUGCUAACCCCGAAAUGACAUCAGAUGUACCAUCAUUAGGUCCAGCCAUUGCCUCUGGAAACCCUGCCCCUGGGAUACAAGGUGGAGGAGCCAUUGUCCAGAGAGCUAUUAAGCGGCGACCAGGGCUGGAUUUUGAUGAUGAUGGGGAAGGGAACAGUAAAUUUUUGAGGUGUGAUGAUGAUCAGCUGUCUAAUGAUAAGGAGCGGUUUGCCAGGUCGGAUGAUGAGCAGAGCUCUGCGGAUAAAGAGAGACUUGCCAGGGAAAAUCAUAGUGAAAUUGAACGGCGACGACGGAACAAGAUGACAGCUUACAUCACUGAACUGUCAGACAUGGUACCCACCUGUAGUGCCCUGGCUCGAAAACCAGACAAGCUAACCAUCUUACGCAUGGCAGUUUCUCACAUGAAGUCCUUGAGAGGAACUGGCAACACAUCCACUGAUGGUUCCUAUAAGCCAUCUUUCCUCACUGAUCAGGAACUGAAACAUUUGAUCUUGGAGGCAGCAGAUGGCUUUCUGUUUAUUGUCUCAUGUGAGACAGGCCGGGUGGUAUAUGUCUCUGAUUCAGUGACUCCUGUUUUGAACCAGCCACAGUCUGAAUGGUUUGGCAGCACACUUUAUGAUCAGGUGCACCCAGAUGAUGUGGAUAAACUUCGGGAGCAGCUUUCCACAUCGGAAAAUGCCCUGACAGGGCGUAUUCUGGAUCUAAAGACUGGAACAGUGAAAAAGGAAGGUCAGCAGUCUUCUAUGAGAAUGUGUAUGGGUUCAAGGAGAUCAUUCAUUUGCCGAAUGAGGUGUGGCAAUAGCGCUGUGGACUCAGUCUCCAUGAAUAGAUUAAGCUUUGUGAGGAACAGAUGCAGGAAUGGACUUGGCUCUGUGAAGGAUGGGGAGCCUCAUUUUGUUGUGGUCCACUGCACAGGCUAUAUCAAGGCCUGGCCUCCAGCAGGUGUUUCCCUCCCAGAUGACGACCCAGAAGCUGGCCAGGGAAGCAAGUUUUGCCUAGUGGCCAUUGGCAGAUUACAGGUAACUAGUUCUCCCAACUGUACAGACAUGAGUAACGUUUGCCAACCAACAGAGUUCAUCUCCCGACACAACAUUGAGGGGAUAUUCACUUUUGUGGAUCACCGUUGUGUGGCUACUGUUGGCUACCAGCCACAGGAACUCUUAGGAAAGAAUAUUGUAGAAUUCUGUCAUCCUGAAGACCAGCAGCUUCUAAGAGAUAGCUUUCAACAGGUAGUGAAGUUAAAAGGCCAGGUGCUGUCUGUCAUGUUCCGUUUUCGAUCUAAGAACCGAGAAUGGCUCUGGAUGAGAACCAGCUCCUUUACUUUCCAGAACCCUUACUCUGAUGAAAUUGAGUACAUCAUUUGUACCAACACCAAUGUGAAGAAUUCUAGCCAGGAACCACGGCCUACACUGUCUAACACAAUCCAGAGAUCACAGCUAGGCCCCACAGCUAAUUUAACCCUAGAAAUGGGCCCAGGGCAGCUGGCACCCAGGCAGCAGCAACAGCAAACAGAGUUGGAUGUGGUGUCAGGACGAGAUGGACUAGCCAGCUACAAUCAUUCCCAGGUUUCUGUUCAGCCUGUGACAGCUACAGGGCCAGAACAUAACAAGCCUCUUGAGAAGUCAGAUGGUUUAUUUACCCAGGAUAGAGACCCAAGAUACUCAGAAAUCUAUUCCAACAUCAGUGUAGAUCAGAGUAAAGGCAUCUCCUCCAGCACUGUCCCUGCCACCCAACAGCUAUUCUCCCAGGGCAACUCAUUCCCUCCUACCCCCCGGCCGGCAGAGAAUUUCAGGAAUAGUGGUCUGGCCCCUCCUGUAACCAUUGUCCAGCCAUCAUCUUCUGCAGGGCAAAUGUUGGCCCAGAUUUCCCGCCACUCCAAUCCUACCCAAGGAGCAGCCCCAACUUGGACCCCUAGCACCCGCCCAGGCUUCUCUACCCAGCAGGUGGCUACUCAGGCUGGAGCCAAAACUCGUUCUUCCCAAUUUGGUGUGGGCAACUUUCAGACUUCAUCCUCAUUCAGCCCCAUGUCGCUUUCUGGUGCUCCUACUGCAUCACCCGGUGCUGCCACCUAUCCUACUCUAACCAGUCGUGGAUCCAACUUUGCUCCUGAGACUGGACAGACUGCAGGACAAUUCCAGACACGGACAGCAGAGGGUGUGAGUGUCUGGCCACAGUGGCAAGGCCAGCAACCUCAUCAUCGUUCAAGUUCUAGCGAGCAACAUGUUCAGCAGCCUUCAGCACAACAACCUAGCCAGCCUGAGGUCUUCCAGGAGAUGCUGUCCAUGCUGGGAGACCAAAGCAACAGUUACAACAAUGAAGAAUUUCCUGAUCUAACUAUGUUUCCCUCCUUUUCAGAAUAGAACUAUUGGGGUGAGGAUAAGGGGUGGGGGAGAAAAAUCACUGUUUGUUUUUUAAAAGCAAAACUUUUGUAAACAGAAUAAAAGUUCCUCCCCCUUCCCUUCCCUCACCCCUAAGGGAUACCCCUUUCCCUUCUGGGAUUUCCUUGCCCUCUCCUUCUCUUGCCUCUCUGAGGUAACAGUUAUAGAAGAAAUGAAAUGAAUCCCCAAGGCUUUUAUGACCCUUUGAAAAUUUGAGGCUAGGCAAGGUUAGAAUGCCUUUUCUUGUGUCUCUUGACCAGAAGGUAAACAACAAUGAUUUGUGCUAGGGUUAAGGUGCAGGUUAGAACCUGAUGUCCAUUACUUGCCUUGGAUACACUGUGGCUUUUUUGGAAAGAAAUUCAAGGAGAGGAGAAAUGUCCUCAUAUUUGAGGACAUGAAACAUGGUAGGUAUAUAUGGGGCUUUGGGAAGUGAACAUAGGCCCUUUCUGCUACCUGUGAGCAAUUCCUCUGGAGAGAAACGUGAGAUUGAGUGAGUGUUUAUGUAUGUAUAUGUGUCUCAGUGUGUGUAUAUAUGUGGUGCACACGUUUCUGUAUUUCUUUCUCCCUAUUAGGGAGUUAUGCAAAAUUUGUCAGAUUUUUAUCUUUGUGCUCUUCAAUGAGUUCUAAGAAGAUAAAUCUUCCAGGUAUUUUCACUUAGUAUUGCAGCCAAAGAGUGUUUAAAUAAAUGUCUUUGCUGCACUUAUAUCUGUGCUCAGCUAAUAUGCAACUAUAGGCAAAGUCUUCUGUUAAUAUGGUUGGUCUCUCAAACGUGUUCAGUGAUAAAGCUGGAUUACUCCCGCUUUUGGUGCUCUCACCUUAUCUGGAAGAUUGGCAAACAUUACUGAAAUAGGCUGACAAACGCUUCCAGAAACCCCAGACUUGGCCAUACAGAUAAUGCUGCAAUUUUCUGUCAGAAUCACACAUUAUGUGUAUUCUAUGGAGCUUAUUUUCUGCAUGGAAACUCAACUUCUUGGAUUAGUCCCAGUGAAAAUCCUCACUGUUGGAAUGAAAACCAAAUACAAAGUCCUAUUGUAAAGAAGCCUCUUCCAUGUCAUCCUCAAAAUAUUCCAUAUAAUAAGAAACAAAUUUAGGUUCCUCCUGGGCCUAUAGUUCUUUUCUCUCUGUUCCCUUUCCAAUCUUGAGAUUGGAUUUUGCUUUAGAAUGCAAGUAUGAUAACUCCAUGUGUUAGGUGGGGCCUGGACUCCUAUCCCAGCAGGAUUAGUUGGUCAUUAUAGCCAUAUAAAAAUAGGCUACUACUCUCACCCUUUGCCUUCCUCAGGUAAGUCAUAUAUAUUAGCCUUUUUGUUUUUUAAUUGGCUUCAGUUGUUAUCUAAGUGCAAGACAGAAAUAAGAAGUGAAGACAUAUUAAGUGUAUUCUUAGAGGACUGAGGAUCAAAGGUGGCCUUGUAGAGGCUGAGGGAAUGUCAUUUCCUGGGUGUCUCUCCCUUUUGUCUUCAGUCUGGUGCCAGAUGGUGGGAUGGAAAGGAGACAGUUUAUUUUUUUAUUCUAUGUGCACACAUACAGUAUACAUAUAUAUUUAUAUCACAAUUUACAAAACCAAAAAGUUGAGUUUCCAAUGGAAUCCUUGUUUUUUAAUAAUCGACUGUUUUUAAAUGUGAUCAGGACUAUAAUAUUGUACAGUUAUUAUAGGGCCUUGGGGGAAGGGGAGGGCAGGGAGAAGAUGCUCUGGGGGUUUUGUUUCUGCUUUUCCUUCAGGGUUUUAUUUUUGAUUGUUUUUUUUUUCCUUUGUUGGCCAUUUCUGUAUUGCUGGCAUCUGUGCUAAGCCUUACAGUGGCAAAAAUGACGACAUGUAGCAAAUAUUUUAAAACAAAAUAUUUUUUCCUUUUGUAAAAAUUUCUUGUGUUGUGUGAUCUUGAUUGCGGCUUUAUUAUUCCUUUCCGGUCAGAAACCAACAGACACCCACAACUAAAGGGAGCCACUGCUUGAGCUUCAAACACACAAGCAUAAAGCACAGUGUGUCUUUAAUUUCAGGAAUCAGAAAUCAUAGGGCCCUGAUCACUCAGCACCCCUCCUCCUCACUUGCCCUCCUGAUCUUGACACAUUUUGAGUAAAAUUUAUCAGAGACAUUCUGACCACAUUGGGUGGGGGUGGAGUUGCCCAAGCCUGUGGGGGAAAGGGGAAGAGUUAGGACUUGAAACCAUUAGGGCACAUAUAUGGAUGCCUUUUCCAGUAUGUCUUUGGGGGGGUGGGGGGAGUGAGGAAUUGGGAAAUCUAAACUGUUCAAGUCUGGGCCUGGUUUUUCCCUAGGACCAUGUGGUUCAUUAGCCACUUUUAAAAUCCAGAGGCACAAUAAGCCUGAGUUCUUGAGAAUAAGUGUGUGGAAUCCAGCUAAGAACUGAAUCUGAAUCCCAUGUAUUAUCCUUUCUAUUCCAGUGACCCUCUUUCCCCACAUCUGUUUAUGGAAGAAAAUGGAUCUUGGGGGUGUGGUUUGGUAACUGAAUUAGACUCUUAUGAUCUGUCACAUGCCUGGAUUUGGGGGAAGCAUUUGGAGAAGCUCAUGUGACUGGAUUGGGGAUUUUAAUAAUUGAGACAUGCUCAUCAGACAUCCACCAUCUGAGAGUUUUAGCAAUAAUGUCACAUGUGAGUCCAUCAGUCCGUUGAUUCAAGUGUUAUAAAUAACUAGGAGUAUUGUUUCUGCUGCCUUUUAGAACCAGUUCCAUCUAACUUUCUGGGCAGAUCCUCCCUCUGCAAAAUCACAUUAGGCUAGGAAAGCUAUUCCCGCCUGGAAAACAUGAUGCCUUUUAACCAACAAUAUCAUAAAAUACAAUUUUGAAGCUUA